Molecule: messenger RNA, 339 nt
Organism: Staurois parvus
Lineage: Eukaryota; Metazoa; Chordata; Amphibia; Anura; Ranidae
Source: the annotation of a GenBank genome assembly
UGUCGCCCCUCCUGGGGGCCUGGCGCCCCCGCCGCUCCGCCUGGGGGCCCGAGAGACCUGUCGCUCCGCCUGGGGUCUGGCGCCCGCCGCUCCGCCUGGGGGGCCCGAUGCCUGUCGCCCCGCCUGGAGGGCCCGGUGCCUGUCGCCCCGCCUGGGGGCCCGGUGCCUGCUGCUCCGCCUGGGGGCCCGGUGCCUGCUGUUCCGCCUGGUGGCCCGCUGCCUGCUGCUCCCGCAUGGUGGCCCGUCCAGCCCGAUGUGCCUCUGCCCAGAGUCCAGCCCGAUGUGCCUCUGCCCGGAGUCCAGCCCGAUGUGCCUCUGCCCGGAGUCCAGCCCGAUGUG